AAUAUCUGUGAAUUGAUGUUGACAGAAAUGGCAUGGUGGUGCGUGGCGGCGCUCCUGUCGCUGCUGUGUGUCGGCCGCUGUCUCUCCAUUCAGCCGUAUGCCAACUUCUCCUCAGCCACCAUCAUCAACACAGUGGCUCAGGACCCACACACUGGUCGCAUCUACCUGGGCGCAGUCAAUGCCAUUUACCAGCUGGAUGCGCAGCUGCAAAAGGAGAGCAUUGCAGUGACUGGCCCAAAGAAGGACAACCCCUCCUGCACCCCGCCCAUCACUGCCACGUGCACAGAGGCGCGGGACACGAACAACUACAACAAGCUGCUGCUGACCAAUCCGAAAAAUGGCUCUCUGGUAGUGUGUGGCAGCAUCUACAGAGGCAUCUGCUCUCUUCUGAACCUCAGCCAUGUGGAGCAGCAGAUCUACUACAGCGACGUGAAAGGAGAGAAAACCUACGUAGCCACCACGGAUGAAAACGUCUCCGUAGUAGGGAUCAUCUCCACCCUCAAAAAAGGAGACGAAUACCUGAGCGUCUUCGUAGUGGGAAAAGGCUACGGUGGCUCGGACAGCUCCAAGCUCAUCAGCACACGGCUGCUGCAGGUCCACGGAGACAUGGACAUGUUUGAGAACGUGGUGGAGGCGUCCAUGGUGCAGGCCAGCCCUUUCGCUCUGCGCUACCAUCACGACUUCCACUACAUCUUCAAAGACAGUGGCUAUAUCUACUUCUUGUUCACUCGCAUUCAUGGCACCACCAAUAUCACCAUGGUGGCGCGCCUGUGUGAGAACGAUACCCAUUACUACUCCUACACAGAACUUCAGCUCAACUGCAGCAUCGCUUCUGCAGAUAAUGACAGGAAAACCUACAACAAGGUGCGGGCAGCGUACCUAGCCACACCUGGGAGUGCUCUGGUGAAGAACCUCAGCUCCCCCAGCAUAUACGGUGCACUGAAUGCGAGCGAUAAAGUGCUGUUUGCGGUGUUCAGCCAGGAUGGGGACGCCACAAGCUCUGCUCUCUGCAUGUAUUCUCUCAGAAGCAUCAAUCUCAGACUGAAGGAAGUGAUUGAGUCCUGCUACAAAGGAGAGUCUACAUCCGUUUACUCACCUUACUCCUCCAAACCUGAGGCCAUUUGCACUACAAAGAGAGAGCAGGAGAAUAUAAUGGAAAAAUACCCAUGUGGGGAGGAAUUCCUGCCAUCCCCUCUGGCCAGUAAACCCGAGUACGCUCUGACAGUCAGCCCCGUGUUCACCAGGAAGAGCAUGCUGACGGCUGUGGCUGUGGCUGUGGAGAACGAGCACACGGUUGCCUUCCUGGGCACGCGCCAGGGAGAGGUGUUCAAGGUGCAUCUGAGUACUAACUCGGAUGUGUAUAACAGGAUUCCAGGGGACAGUAGUGACGGCCCAGUAAACAAAAACCUGUUUUUCGAUUCCAGCUCGGAUCAUAUCUACAUUACCACAAAGAAGAAGAUCACUAAAGUUCCUGUGCAAGCAUGCGAACAGAAGACAAACUGUACAUCAUGUGUGAAUCAGCUGGACCCAUACUGUGGCUGGUGUGUGCUGGAGGGCCGCUGCACCAGAAAGAAGGAUUGCAGUCGAGGAGGAGAGCAGAAUGCCUGGUUGUGGAGCCCUAACCAGCAGUGUGUAGCCAUCCAAGCUUUCCAUCCUCCCAACAUCAGCUGCAAGAAGACCCAGCAGGUGGCCAUUGAUGUCAGUGCUCUGCCCAGCAUUGAGAGUGAUAAACUGGAGUGUGUAUUUAGCGAUACCCGUAGCGGCGCCACGAUGAGCGGUGGCCAGGUCAUCUGUGCUCUUCCAAACCCAUCAAGCAUCCCACCCACACCUGAAACACAAGAUUACGUCGCCGUUCCUGUGAAGAUCAUGGUGAAUAAUGUCAUUGAAGUGGCAGCCAACGAGUACAAGUUCUACAACUGUGCUGCAGUUGUGAAGAAAACAACAAACACACCGUGCAUAGACUGUGUGACCAGCCAGUGGGGCUGCCAGUGGAACACGCAGGAGCACACCUGCAGCGAUAGGGACGACUCUGUGGACAGGCCUAACAUCAUCCAGCACAUGCAGCGUGAGAAGUGUCCUCAGUUUGGGAAUCUAGAGCCAGGACUCAUUCCUGUGGGAUUCAGAAUUCCCAUCAGCUUUGAAGGCAAAAACCUGGAGAACAUGGGAAAAACCUUUCAGAUUGGCACUGAGCUCAUGAAGCAGGUCAGCGAAGUGACUAAGGACGGCGCAAAGUUCGGAUUUGAGGGCUAUGAGUUUGCAUACAACAAAAAGCCAGAGGUGAACGUGUCAUUCUAUGUGAAGGACAAGGAGACGGAGAAGAAGAUUGACAGCACGCUGCAGGUGGCGCUGUAUAAUUGUUCAGUGGGUCGUGAGGACUGCAGUCUGUGUAAGAAUGCGGAUAGGAAGUAUAACUGUGUGUGGUGUCAGACCACGAGCUCCUGCAUCUACAGCAAGCUUUGUCCCAGCGAAGCUACGCAGUGCCCUUCACCCAGCAUCACAGACAUUGUGCCACGGUACGGCCCAAAGAAAGGCCAUAUCAUGGUCACUAUAAAGGGCUCCAACCUGGGCAUUAAAAAGGAGGACAUCACAAGAAUCACGGUGGCUGGAGUGCCGUGCACCCACAAGCCAGAGCGAUACUCUGUCUCUACCAGUGUUGUGUGUGAGAUCGGGCCAUGGCGUCGUCCUCCUGGAGAUGCGGAGCCCUUCAGCACAAAGGGUGCUGUGGAGGUGGAGGUAGAGGGGUCCAAAAUGGGAGUUUCAGAAGUUGCCUUCGAGUACAGGGACCCAGCUCCUGAGAGUGUCGAACCCACCAGAGGGCCCGCCGACGGGGGCACGGUCAUCACCAUCUCAGGACGUAACCUGGACACAGCUACUAAAGAUGACAUCAGCAUCGUUGUGGGAGCAGUGCCCUGUGAAGUGCUUGACUUUGGUCCCAGGAUCACAUGUAAAACAGGUUCAAGUAAGGGUCCGUCUCUGCCGCUGAAGAUCACAGUGAAGUACGGUAGGAGCACCACUGAAGAGGUGACAAACAGCACUUUCACCUACGAGUCCAACCCAACGGUCAUUAAGCACUACCCUAAAGAAAGCUUCAUGUGCGGUGGCCGGAAUAUCACGGUUGAAGGUACGGGAUUUGACCUGGUUCAGAGAGCCGUCAUGCGAGUGCGGCCCUCUACUGAUGAUUGCAUUCCCUCUACUGAUGACUGCAGGCUCAGCAAUGUUGAGUUUGUGCAGGAGGCGUUCUUUAAGAACAAAACAGUGCUAAGGUUCUACUCUCCUCCGGUGAAGAAGAUGAAUGAGAAUCAUUCCUUUAAGACCGUCUUGCAGCUGGACAACACCAUCUCCAACCUCACCGAUUUCACGUACCACUCGGACCCCGAAUUCUUCAAUGUUACCAACAAGGCCAUCAGCCCAGGCGGCAUCAUCAUUGUCAAUGGUAAGGGUCUGUCAAAUGCCAUGACGGCUCCAGAGGCUCAGGCGUUUGUUGGAAACGAGCCGUGUAAUGUGACCAUCCUGCAAGCUGACAAGCUGAUCCUGGUGGCCCCGUUUCACCGCCCUAAAGCGCGGUCCAGACGCCAGCGCAGAGAGACCAGCUCAGAGGACAUGGAGCUGGUGAUUAAGUUUGGUCAUGGAGAAUGGAAUGUGGGUUUUGUUCACUAUGAGAAAAAGAACGAGGUUCCUCUCUACAUCAUCAUUCCUGCAGUCAUCCUCCCUAUGGUGCUCUUCAUCGCUGUGUCUGUCUACUGCUACAGGAGGAAGAGCCAGCAGGCAGAGAGAGAGUAUGAAAAAGUGAAGCAGCAGCUGGAGAGUCUGGAGGAGAGUGUACGAGACCGCUGUAAAAAGGAGUUCACAGAUCUGAUGAUUGAGAUGGAAGACCACACCAGUGAUUUAAGCGAGGCUCGUAUUCCAUUCCUGGACUAUAAGAAUUACACAGAUAGAGUCUUCUUCCUGCCUUCUAAAGACGGGGCCAACGACGUCAUGAUCACAGGAAAACUGGACAUCCCUGAAAACCGCAGAGCCACCGUGGAGCAGGCCCUCAACCAGUUCUCCAACCUGCUCAACAGCAAGACCUUCCUCAUCAACUUUAUUCGCACUCUGGAGAGCCGGCAGGAGUUCAAUGCCAGGAAUAAGGUGUACUUUGCUUCGCUGCUGACCGUGGCCCUUCACGGAAAGCUGGAGUACUACACGGACAUCAUGAGAACCCUGCUGCUGGAGCUGAUGGAGGAGUAUGUUCAGAGCAAGAACCCAAAACUGAUGCUGCGCAGGUCAGAGACAGUAGUGGAGAGGAUGCUGUGUAAUUGGAUGUCGAUUAGCCUCUACCAGUUCCUCAAGGACUCUGCUGGUGAGCCACUCUACAAGCUUUUUAAAGCCAUAAAGCACCAGGUGGAAAAAGGACCAGUGGAUGCAAAGAUGAAGAAGGCCAAGUACACUCUGAAUGACACAGGCCUGCUGGGGGAUGAUGUGGAGUACUCUGUUCUGACUCUGCAGGUGCUAGUCCAUGGCGAGGGUCCUGACGUGACUCCAGUCAAGGUACUGAACUGUGACACCAUCUCCCAGGUGAAGGAGAAAAUCAUUGAGCAAGUUUACCGGAACCUGCCCUACUCUCAGAGGCCCACCGUGGAAAGUGUCGCUCUGGAGUGGCGUCCAGGCUCAACAGGGCAAAUUCUGUCCGACUUGGACCUGACGUCACAAAAGGAGGGCAGGUGGAAACGUCUCAACACUUUGGCACAUUACAACGUGAGAGACAACGCUACCCUAGUCCUGUCCAGAGUUCUGCACACUCAACAGUCUUUCGACCAGAACCAGGACAGCCAUGAAGAGAAAAGCGCUCUGCUGGAAGAUGAUAAAGUGUUCCAUCUGGUACGGCCAGCAGACGAGCUGGAUGAAGUGAAGUCCAAGAGAGGGAGCAUGAAGGACAAAGCCACCACUAAAGCAAUCACUGAGAUCUACCUGACCAGGCUGCUCUCCAUGAAGGGCACGCUGCAGCAGUUUGUGGAUGACUUCUUCAGCAGCGUGUUGUGUUCAGGCACUGUGGUUCCUCCAGCUGUGAAGUACUUCUUCGACUUCCUGGAUGAGCAAGCGCACAAACAUGACAAUGUGGAUGAAGAGACCAUCCACAUAUGGAAGACCAACAGUCUGCCUCUUCGGUUCUGGGUGAACAUCCUCAAGAACCCCCACUUCAUCUUUGAUGUCCAUGUGACUGAGGUAGUGGACGCAUCACUUUCUGUCAUCGCCCAGACCUUCAUGGAUGCCUGCACCAAAACUGAGCACAAACUGUCCCGGGAGUCUCCAAGCAACAAGCUGCUUUAUGCGAAGGAGAUAUCAACAUAUAAGAAAAUGGUUGACGAUUAUUACAAAGGCAUUCGUCAGAUGGUGCCAGUCAGUGACCAGGACAUGAACACAUACCUGGCUGAGAUCUCCCGGUCUCAUACAGAGAAGUUGAACACCCAGGUCGCAUUGCACCAACUCUAUCAGUAUGCCAGCAAGUACUACGAUGGAAUCAUCUCGUCGCUGGAGGAGGAUCCUGCCGCUCAGAAUAAGCAGCUGACUCUCAGACUGCAGCAGAUUGCAGCAGCACUGGAGAAUAAAGUCACUGAUCUUUAGUGUGGAGCCUCAAAGGCCGAUUGGAGCGCAUCGCGCUUCAGCCCGGGACAAAACUAUCCUAAUCAGGACUUCAGAACUGAGCUAAACGUCCUCUUUCCUGUCAGAGGAUUUGGAGACAGAGCCUUCAUUCCGAAUGAAAACCGAUCUUAUAGCACAUUGUAACACAUUAUUAUCAAUAUCCUUUCAGCUUGUUUCUCCUCUAUUCUGAAGAAUCAGUGCAGACUGAAUGAGCUGAGGGCCAAGAUAACAAAACGAAAGGACUACAGAAGCGAAGGCUCGACUCGUGACGGUACUUUGCGGAUCUUCGCUGGCCACGAUGAAAUUCAGCGUCCGUUUUGCAGCUCCCUUAAUAAUUAGAUGUUUAUUCUUCCUGUGUGAAUGGAAUCAGAUAGUAUUAUAUGUAUAUAUAUUUUUACACUAAAGAUUGCGUGCAAGAGCCUUCGUGCGCAGAAAAAAAAGGAUUUAUUGUUGUUUCUGUUGACGGCCACUACGUUCACCUCUCUUUAAAGCACAUAUGGUACAACGUCUGCAGCAUUCCUCCCUGUGCUAUGAGGUCGCUUCCUGUGGGAUGUGCAUUGGCUUCGUCUCGUGUCUCAUCUUUACGAAAUCAUGCCUUCAAAGAAAGUUCAUCUUGCUUUCAUGUUUCUUUUGGUUUUAAUGCUCAUUUCCAUAGGACCACUGCUGGUUUACGUUAAGAGAAAUAACUGCGAAUGCGGAUAAGAUGGGAAUCUCUCCUCCUUCUUUGAUUAAAGGUACCGCAAAGAAUGUUUUUAGGUUUUGCUUUGGAGACCCAUGGCUAGUGACGAGUUGGCUUACUUGUACAGCUUUCACGCAGCAUAUAGAGCAUAUAGGAAGUAGCUGUUUGGGCAUUUUUUCCCAACCGAGUGUCAACUCGUAGAAUAUUCCAUACUUCUCACCACAGCGUCGUGUUAAAUAGUAUUCCUUAUUUUUCAUCACGGACGUUUAAGUGUCUGAAGUGCUGAUUUUCAGCAGACUUUUAUAUGUUUUUUUAACAUCUGUGCUUUUUAUUCAUGGCUUGCCUUACAGUUUUUUGAAACAUUAGUUUUUUUUUAUAUUUUAGAAGCACUGAUGUGAGACCUGAUAGGACUGCACUGCAAAAAAAAAACCUCUUGGCAAGUGAAAACAUCUUACAUCUAGUCAAAUCUCAUUCUGAGGAUGUUGUAAGAACAUUUUAAGUUUAUUCGACUUCUUUUCAGACAUUUUGACUUAUUUUAUAGGGCCCAUAUCAUAUAUUUCCACGUAUAUUUGUGUGGAUUCAAGAAAUAUAACUGAUUUUCAAAUGAACUGUCCCUUUAAGACUGAUCUAUGUAAAUGAGCUCUAUUUUGAUUGGUUGCGCUGAUUGGUUUUGUGUCAUUCAGUAAGCAUGAGCUGCAAAAGUUGAAGCUAUAACUUCAGACGGAGUGGGUGGGGCUGAACAUGAAUAUGUGAAAAUAUGUAAAUCAGCUGGUUCUCAUAACAUCACAGAACAAAAUCAUUCAAAAUGAGCUGUUUUUGUAGCUUAGUUUCCGUGUAUGGACCGUACAGGCUGGGCUGUGAAUGUCAUGGUUUUGAAGCUUUCGCACUGUUUACAUAUUACAUCCACCUCUUCAUUCAUUUUCAAGGAUUAUUUCUUAAAACAAGCAGAAAAUAUCUACCUUGUGUUCUGAAAUAAGCGAAAUCGUCUGUCAGUAGUAUAAGACGGUUGCAUAAGAUAAAAUGUAGACAGUUACUUUGAAUAAUCAUCAUUAUAACAGAUUCUCAGAAUGAGAAAUAGUAGAUAUAGUUAGGUUAAAGGUGCUUUUCACUCGCCAAGCUUGCAGUGUAGAGAGUGCAGUGUCAUCCUCAGCAUUAAGAGAGGACGUUGCACAUCUUGACCUUUGAUUGUCGGCAUCAAUGAAGUUUGAAUUAUGUUUCACCAUCUGCUCUUCUAGUCUCUCUAAGUGGCUGAUUACAGAUAGCUCUGAUUGCAAGACACAACCGGCUGUAAUUUGGAUGGAGAAAGAGGAAGAUGCUGAUUAAACACAUAAAAGGACUCUUAAUUCAGUUGAACAAGGCCUUCCUUCAUAAAACUGUGCAAUUCUCAGAAUUUCUCGGUCACUGUGGAGUUUGUUGUUACUUUUAGAGCUUACCAAAGGUUGGACAUGUCUUGAGCCGUUUUCCCCCUGAACUUGCUCCCUUUCUGAAUUUGCGUCGCACUCAAGAAAACCGUGAUUCACGAUCGUGACGUCGCUCAUAAAGAGCGAGUAAACGCAGUUGGGCUCGUUAUUGACCAGCUGUAUUUUAUUUUAAUUGAUGGUACUAUACUUUCCUUAAGAUUCAGCGGUCUGACUCCGAUGUCCCGUCUACUACGCAUCUCAAAAGACGUCCAUGCUGUGUUUUUAUUUUAGUUUUUAUUCUGAUUGUUUGCCCCUUCCUGCAGUUCCAGAUGUUCUUUUCCUCUUUUCUGAGAUUGCAUCGGCAUAUUGUGAAGCUUCUGUUCUGCCUUUAUCUGCCAGGAAGUGCCUUAAUGAAAAAUGAGUAAUAAUAAUAAGACUUGUGGUGAUUGUGGCUGUAAUAAAAAUUGCAAUAGUGACUAGGAUUUUGUACAAUAUGCAUUUUACGUAUGUGCCCGUUGUGAAAACCUUAUUGAGAAGUGCCACUGUGGUUAGCUUAAUGCUGGUAAAUAUGUUUUAAGACAGUGGAGAAAAGUGUAUUAAAGUAUGUUCUUGGCUUUAA
Messenger RNA from Pygocentrus nattereri (red-bellied piranha), 8317 nucleotides. RefSeq names its product plexin b2a (gene plxnb2a.1). The transcript is spliced from 37 exons. Gene Ontology annotation, molecular function: semaphorin receptor activity; protein binding. NCBI's taxonomy places the organism in Eukaryota, Metazoa, Chordata, Actinopteri, Characiformes, Serrasalmidae. Gene Ontology annotation, cellular component: semaphorin receptor complex. The record is from RefSeq and is a predicted model, not a curated record. Bases 16 to 5601 code for a protein of 1861 amino acids. Gene Ontology annotation, biological process: positive regulation of axonogenesis; regulation of GTPase activity; negative regulation of cell adhesion.